AUGGAAAAGAAGAAAAAAGGAGGCUCUGGAGCAUUAAUCUUUGGAAUCGGAGCUGCUCUAGGAGCAGUAGUAGCUGCAGGGAUCACUUACUUUGCAACUUCUAACACAAAAGAGACAGUUGGGGGAGAAGAAUCUAAAGAAACACAGCAUAUUCCACCUCCACUACCAUCUUCAGAGAAUAUUCCUAAAGAUGUUGAAGAAAAAUUACUGUGCCCAAUAUCUCUUGAAGUAAUGACAGAUCCUGUAGUCACUCCAUACGGACAUACAUUUGACAGACAAAACAUCGAAAGUUAUAUUGAAAAAUACGGAAUUUGCCCAAUGACGAGAAAACCGUUGACCAAAGAAUCCUUAAUUCCAAAUUACUCUAUCCGAGAGAUGAUUAGUCAUUUCAACUCUACUAGAGAGGAAACGAAAGAGUAGGUCCACCAAAAACACCAUUGCAGGGAUAAAAAACCAAUAUUCCUUCUAAUAAAAUUU
Messenger RNA from Moneuplotes crassus, 477 nucleotides. Lineage: Eukaryota; Ciliophora; Spirotrichea; Euplotida; Euplotidae. The record is from the annotation of a GenBank genome assembly.